AUGCAAGAACAGAAAAGAGGCAAAUAUCUCGGACUUCCAACGGUGAUUGGGAAAUCAAAAAAGGAAGUGUUCCAAUUUGUUGAAGAAGUAACUCAUUCAAAGAUCUUGAACUGGAAAGGUAAAUUCCUAAGUGCUGCUGGUAAGGAGACCUUAAUCAAAUCAGUCAUUAACUCUCUGCCGGUUUACAUCAUGUCAUGUUUCAAAAUUCCAAAGGCGGUUUGUGAUAACAUUAACAACAAAGCUAGGACUUUUUUGUGGGGAAGAGCUGAGGAAGGUUAUAAAAAACUAGCUUGGGUAAGUUGGGAGAAGAUGUGUGCUACAAAAAAUCAAGGUGGUCUGGGAUUCAGGAAUCUUGAAGUUUUUAGUGUUGCUCUACUAGCCAAACAGCUACUAUGGCGCCUUAUUAUCAAACCUAAUUUGUUGAUGAGCCAGAUAACGAAAGCAAAAUACUUCCCUACUGGUGGCAUUCUUAAUGCUAGAAUCAAACAACAGGACUCUUGGAUCUGGAAGAGUUGGGCAAAAUCUAGGGAGGCACUAUCUAUUGGCUUAAGGAUGAAAGUUGGGGAUGGAAAGAAUAUCAGGAUCUGGGAAGCCCCGUGGGUUCCUAAUCUGGUAAAAUUCAAGCCUAAAGGAAAAUUUAGCAGAGCUUCUAAAAUUGAGUGGGUGAGUGAAUUGCUUUUGGAGAACAAAAAAGAAUAG
This is a messenger RNA of Striga hermonthica, 699 nucleotides long. Lineage: Eukaryota; Viridiplantae; Streptophyta; Magnoliopsida; Lamiales; Orobanchaceae. The record is from the annotation of a GenBank genome assembly.